This is a messenger RNA of Salvelinus sp. IW2-2015, 2770 nucleotides long. Its product is annotated as neuritin. The coding region runs from base 109 to 546 and encodes 145 amino acids. Gene Ontology annotation, cellular component: plasma membrane. The transcript is spliced from 4 exons. The record is from RefSeq and is a predicted model, not a curated record. Gene Ontology annotation, biological process: nervous system development; neuron projection extension. Lineage: Eukaryota; Metazoa; Chordata; Actinopteri; Salmoniformes; Salmonidae.
CUCUGGCGCGGAGCGUCCAUGAGGUGAGUGAGAGAAGCGCUCGGAGAGGCAGCACGCACGAAAGGGGCAGAUGGCGCAAGGCACCCUCCGCUGGGUUUGAUAUGGGAUAUGGGAUUUACGACGGUGAAGAUUUCAAGAUUUUGUGCAUUUAUUGCAUUAGUGUCCCUGGCUGUGGCAAGAGUCUCAGCGGCAGAUGUGAAGUGUGAGAAUAUUUAUAGGGACUUCUCUGACUGUGUUCUGGAGUUGGGGGAGAGCAUGGAUAACUACCAAGAGAAUGUGACCAGCGAGAUGGGAGUGGAAGCUGUGUGCAGCCACUGGGAGGCGUUCCACACGUGUGCCCUGACGGCACUGUCCGGGUGUCAGGAGGAGGUGGGCUCCAUCUGGGAGACCCUGAAAGAAGACUCCAGGAAGAUCCGCUUCCAGGGCAGCCUCUUCGACCUGUGCAGCCCCAGCUCGGCCCCCAGCCUGCGCUCGCUUCUAUCCCCUCUACCCCUGCUGCUCCUAGGCUUGCUGAUCCUGGGAAGGCCCAUCUGGCCAUCCACAUAGGUGGGGGAUGCCUCCCUCCUCCUUGCUUCCAACCCCAUGCACUCUCACAUUCCCCGGGGUGGCCGGCUGCAUCCUGAGCACAUCUGAAAACUGAAGCCAAGGAUUGGGGGAGGGGGGUCAGUGAGUAGAGAAUGAAUAUGGAUUGGAUUAAGGUUAGCACACAGAGCCAUGUCUCUAUGGAGACGCCAUAGACAUCUAUGGUACUGGGUAAUUAGAAGGCCAUGAUAUCACAGAACCAUUGAUGUCUGUGGAGAGACGGAGGGAUACCUAUCGCUCUGGGUUACCCACCAUAGAUGUAUAUGGCACUAGGUAAUUUAGAAGGUUAUGUUAUCAGGGCCUUAGAUGUUAAUGUCAUCAUUAUUGAUGAGUCUGGAUAAAAAUACACACCCAAGACCCAAGCAAUUGUAAUGAAAACCUAUUACAGUAUACGCCUAUGAAAAAAGCAAUUUUAAAGCAAUUGGUCAAUUUUGUUGACAAUCAAGUGAAUUCUUUCAACUUUGACCUUUUGACCCAUACACACCAGCCCAAUGUUUGGUGUUGCAUGGCUGCUAUAAUGACACCAAAAAGGCAUUUUUCCAUAUUUUUGCUCUGUUAAACCAUUUCUUUGGUCAUCCUGUUACAGCAGGUGCUGUUAAAGUUAGGCAAUGCUGUUAACGGAAAAUAUUGUUCCUUGCUUUAUUAUGCACUUUACAGUAAAAUGCCUAAUUUACUGUUAGUCAUUGUGGAUAGUUAUUCUACCUGAAAAUGGUAUCUGGUUAUGUGAGAAUCUUCAGUGUUGUUUUAUGAAUCUGUCCUGUAUGGAAGUCCAAGUGUAUGGCUGUCAAUUCAUUUGAUAUCAUUGAGUCCAUAACAACUAUACACAACUGUACACAGUUCACGUCAAAGCACAUUCAACCUUACAAUAACACACAGCUUACUGAGUAGAAAUAAAGACAAUAGACUUUAUUAUGAAAGCUAAAAUAUAUAGGACUUAAAGUGGUACUCCAGUCUCCUUUUCACCUCAGUUAACACCUGAUUUAUUAAAAAAAAAAAGGUGCAUCUCAAUAGAUGGUCAAGAUAUGUCAUGACAUAGCACAAGUGGGGGGGUGGGCCUUUCCUCUUUUGUUCUCUAUUGCUCCUCUACUGUUCAUCAAGCAAGGAGGCUGAUGACAUCACGGAAUCCCAUCAGACCAACUCCUUAAAUGCCCUACUCCUCGAAGUUUGCGGUUGUGUCUAAAAAACACUAUUUUGCUCAAAGCAUAUUUUUUUACCCUUUAGUGUGUGUACUUUACUGUAUUUAUACUUGGGAUAUAUCUUUUCAACAGUAAACGUAAAAAAAAUCGCAGGAGGACAUCUUUAAGUUAAGGAUUCUCCUAGGGCACCACCCUGCAUUGUUAGCCCUAAUGCCUCAGUGCAAUGCAGUAUUUGAUGUUGUCAACAGCUGCAAUAUAUCAUCAAACUGAGUCAAUAUAAAUAUGCAAUUGAACUCAUUAAGUAGUUUUAUAGCAAUAUAUUGUAGUGUUAGUGUAUAGAUUUUCUGUUACUGUGCUCUAACCAAAUAGGAAAUUAGGGGUGAAUGCUGACUUAGUGCUCAGACUUUUGCGCAAAUCUCUCAAUCAAAAUCUCCACACACUACUUCAGCCCACACAGGAUCAUUCUUCUUCUUUUCUUUUGUACCUUUCCAACAUUAUCUAUAGUAUGGAUCUCUCUCUGCAUGGUUGUGUCUAGAUAUUAGGCUAGAUAUUCAGUUUAGAAUCCAUUCUCAGGAGACAUAAUCCUCCGUAAGCAUGUUUGUACUGGUUGUCCUCCACACCUAGUCUGUGCUCCUGAAUGUGGUAGCAUUCUGUCACCCAAUCUUUGUGCCUGGUGUCAAGUGUCCAUUAUUAUUUUUGAACAGCAAUGAGUUUUGCUAUUCUCAAAGCAUGAGCAAUAUGUGUUGUAAACACUUUAUGGAGUGACUACUUUCCUUUUCCGUGAGAUCGGCAGCUAACAAAAGCAUGAAAAAAAGCACAUUAUUUAAGGGAGAUAUCAUAACCACCAAGUAUAUUACUAUACAUGUAUGACUGACUGAUUAUUGAAUUACCACAGAGAAAAAUACAUCAGUAAACACUACAGAAUGUAAGAAUUCAAUAUGUUUGUGGUCUUUCAGAGAUACCAACUACAGAGUACAUUAUUUACAAAAAGCCUGUAUUAAGUAUUGUAUUGCAAAGUAAUGUGUUUGAAAUAAAGUAUGAAGUUUGAAAUA